This is a messenger RNA of Macroventuria anomochaeta, 1434 nucleotides long. Its product is annotated as FAD-binding domain-containing protein. The coding region runs from base 1 to 1434 and encodes 477 amino acids. Gene Ontology annotation, molecular function: FAD binding; oxidoreductase activity. The transcript has 3 exons. The record is from RefSeq and is a predicted model, not a curated record. Lineage: Eukaryota; Fungi; Ascomycota; Dothideomycetes; Pleosporales; Didymellaceae.
AUGGGCUCGACUGUAGAGAGUUUCGACUACACGUCGCUGAAAGAGCUAUUGAAAGAUACAAAGGCCGAGGUCUUGACUCCUGGCGAUGGACAGGAGUACGAAGACAUUAUUCAGAGGUGGAGCGAGAGUUGUGUCAAAAGAGCUUCUGCUGUUGUAGCAGUCAAAUCCGCAUCCGACGUCUCAGCAGCACUCGAACAAGUCCGCAAGCACAAACUUCCCUUCACCGUCCGAGGAGGCGGACACUCAACAUCCGGCGCUGCCUCCAUCGAAGAUGGUCUCGUCAUCGAUCUCUCCAAAAUGCGCGGUGUCACCGUCGACCCCGAAGCCCGCACCAUCACCGCAGAAGGCGGCACCAUCUGGGAAGACGUCGACGUCGCGGCUGCAAAACACGGUCUUGCAACCGUAGGCGGCACCGUGAACCACACCGGCGUCGGUGGCCUAACUCUUGGUGGCGGCUACGGCUACCUGACUGGGCAGUACGGCUUGACCAUCGACAACCUGCUCUCUGUCGAAGUUGUUCUGGCCUCAGGCACAGUCGUCACAGCCUCGAAAACCACCAACGCAGACCUGUUCUGGGCGAUCCGCGGCGCGGGCCAAAACUUCGGUGUAGUCACAAAGUUCACUUUCCAGGGCUACGAGCAAUCGAAUCCCGUCUUUUCAGGCCCACUUGUCUUCCCGCCAACAGCGCUCCCCCAGAUUGUACAGUUUAUGAACAAGUUCCACGAGACAAACGAUGGACGGCAAACACUUGUCGUCGCCUUCUCCUCCCCACCACCGCAAAAUGCCCCAGUCAUCCUGACGCAACUCUUCCACAACGGCACCGAAGAAGAAGGCCGCGCCAUAUUCGGCGACCUCUUCGCGCUCGCGCCCCUCGCAGACAUGAGCGGCACGGUGCCCUACCAGGUCGUGAACAGCCUUUUGAACGCCUCCGCGGGCUCCGACGGGCGCAAGUUGUUCGGCGGCGGCGCAUUCAAACUGCCCCUCGAUCCAAGCUUCGUGGAGGGCGUGUAUCGCGAGUUCCAGACGUUUGUGGAGAGCAAGGAGAACUUUGCGGUUGCGCAGAGUAUGAUGCUGUGGGAGGUUGUGCCGUAUAAGAAGGUUAUGGAGGUGAGGAACGAGGAAACCAGUUUUGCGAAUAGGGGAGACUAUUAUAAUGUUGCGACGAUGUUUAAGUGGUUCGAUCCCGCUCUCGAUACCGAGAUGCGCACAUUCUCGCGCUCGCUGCUGAAGAAGGCCUCUGAGACUGCUGCGAACAGGUCGAAGGACGGAGGAGUGGGCCAGUAUGGCAACUAUGCCAGCGAGGAAGUUGCGGCGAACGAUAUCUUUGGCGAGAAUGUGAGGCGUUUGGAGGAUCUGAAGCAGAAGUAUGAUCCAGACAACUUGUUCAGUCAUGGAACGAAGCUCACGCCGCGACCACUGGUCGUGGUGAACUGA